UGAGUUAGCUUUUCAGCAUCACUCUGAGACACGUUGAGGGUAUAAAUAGAGGACUGGUCAGCCACACAGCUCCACUGGGAGGACGUUCACACAGCGACUACGUUUUGCUGAAUUCAUCGUGUUACUGCAUCAUGGGAGCUUCUGAUUCCCGUCAGUGUGUAAUCUGCAUUAAGAACAGCAGCAGGAACUACACCCUCCGUAACCCCAGACUGUAUCUGGAGAGUGGACAGUCUGACACGGCCUUACCUUCAGCUCUGCGUCCCUCUGAAUACGGCAGCGCUCUGUUUUCCAAGACUGCGGGUGCAGCUCGUGGAUCUGUUGGAGUCCUCACCUACGAUCUCUACAACGAGUCUACGAGGCGAGCCGACAAGAAGUUGGCUGCCAUGUUCUCGGUUCCCUUUGACUAUAACCUGUACUACAUCUGGCAUGGAGUCGGAGUCUUUGCCAACGACGUGCAGUGUAAUUCUUGUCUUUACAACGUGAUGAAAGACCAACAGCAGAGAGGGUUUGUGAGAGGACGAGCUGAGGGCCCCCCUCUUUGUUACAGAGAUAAUGAUGUCACUGUCACUUCCUCCAUGACAAACUGCAGUCAGGCCACCCUGACGGUGGAAGUGUUCAGCCGACAGUGAACAGUGUAACUGC
Archocentrus centrarchus (flier cichlid) is the source of this 642-nucleotide messenger RNA. RefSeq names its product bryoporin-like. Gene Ontology annotation, biological process: cytolysis in another organism; monoatomic cation transport; pore complex assembly. Lineage: Eukaryota; Metazoa; Chordata; Actinopteri; Cichliformes; Cichlidae. Gene Ontology annotation, molecular function: channel activity. Gene Ontology annotation, cellular component: pore complex. The transcript is spliced from 3 exons. Bases 132 to 629 code for a protein of 165 amino acids. The record is from RefSeq and is a predicted model, not a curated record.